AUGUAUGUGACUAAUAUGCUCAGAAGAAAACACAAAUAUGGGUUCGAAAAGGAAAAACCAAAAACUUCUGACAUCAGAAAUCACAGAGCCCUCUCUCUCAAAGCCGAAGAAAAAGCCAAAGAUGGAUUUGCAAGAAGCGAUGAAGAAGCAAAACGACGUUGCUCUGUUACUUGCCGGGAAAGUAAUCCCUGUCGUAGCUAAAAACUCUAACUUCGUCUUCUCUCCGGCAUCAAUCAACGUCGUACUCACCAUGGCCGCUGCUACCUCCGAAGAUGAAAGAGUAAGAUCCUUAAUCCUCUCCUUUCUUAGGUCUUCUUCCACCGAAGAGCUCAACGCCAUCUUCCGCCAAAUCGCUUCCGUUGUCCUUGUCGACGGAAGCAAAAGAGGUGGCCCCAAAAUCGCGGCGGCUAAUGGAGUAUGGAUGGAGCAAUCGCUACCUGAUGAUCCCUCAAUGAAAGAUCUCUUUGAGAAUUUCUUCAAGGCUUCUUUCGCUCAAGUUGAUUUUGAAUCCAAGGCCGAGGAAGUGCGUAAGGAGGUGAAUGCGUGGGCUUUACGUCACACCAAUGGUCUCAUCAAAGAUCUUCUUCCUCAAGGAUCCGUUACAGACCUAACCACGAAGAUUUAUGGAAACGCGUUGUACUUCAAAGGAGCUUGGAAAAACAAAUUCGAUAAGUCAAUGACGGAACACAAACCAUUUUACCUUCUCAGAGGAAACUCAGUGUCUGUGCCAUUCAUGAGAAGCUAUAAGGAUCAAUACAUUAAGGCUUAUGAUGGUUUCAUGGUCCUCAGGCUUCCUUAUCGACAAGGCAGCGAUGAUACCAACCGCAACUUCUCAAUGUAUCUCUAUCUGCCGGACAAGAAAAGUGAAUUUGAUAAUCUUUUGGAGAGAAUGACUUCUACUCCUAGAUUCUUGGAUAGUCAUAUUCCGAGAGAAAAAGUUGAAGUUGGUGAAUUUAGAAUCCCAAAGUUUAAGAUUGAAUUCGGGUUUGAAGCUUCAAGGUUUUUCAAUGACUUGGAGCUUAAUGUGUCACUAUACCAAAAAGCUUUGAUUGAGAUCGAUGAAGAAGGUACUGAAGCUGCGGCGGCUACUGCUCUAGUUUUCAGUGGUUGCAAAGCCCCUGUAGUGAAGAGGGUAGAUUUUGUGGCAGAUCAUCCAUUUAUUUUUUUGAUUAGAGAAGACAAAACCGGAACUGUUUUGUUUGCUGGUCAAAUCUUCAAUCCUUCCAAAUCUUCUUCGGCUUAGGACCGGUUUUAACCGGAUUAGAGUUUGCUAUUUAAGAUCCGGUUAUUUCUCUCUAGCCUUUAGAUUUUGUUUUUACUGAUGUGAUGUCUUCGUUCUAAAUUAAGUUAUGAUUUGCUA
Molecule: messenger RNA, 1360 nt
Organism: Arabidopsis arenosa
Lineage: Eukaryota; Viridiplantae; Streptophyta; Magnoliopsida; Brassicales; Brassicaceae
Source: the annotation of a GenBank genome assembly